CUUUUCUUCCCUUCUUCAAUUCUCUCUCCUCCCCCCACAAAAAAAGCAUCUAAUACAUACAUAUCUACCUCCAUUGCAAUCAAUUACAUACGGCUUCUUCACAUAAUACCAUCACAAUGAAGAUCCUCACCAAAGAAGAAGAAGAUGCCCACUACCGCGAGGUCGUUAAGGGCGGUACUAUCGGUGGUCUCAUCGGUCUGGUAGGCGGCGCAGCCGGUGUUCUCGCCGCCACCAGGCGCUACCAAACCAUUCGCAACCUCACCCUCCCCAUGAAAUCCUUCCUCGUGACCUCCUCCGGUACCUUCGUGGGUAUCAUCAGCGCCGACCACGCCUCCCGCAGCUUCGAAGCCCAGCGCAACGCCAGUCGCCAAUGGUACGAGAACCGCGAGGAGCGUCUCCGCCAGGAGGAAUUGUCGCAGCUGUCCACGCUCGAUCGCGCGCUUCAGUGGGCCCGCCGCGAGAAGUACAAGAUUGUCGGUGCCACGUGGGUGGCUAGUAUGAUUGGUAGUUUCGCCAUGGUCAACCGGAAUAAGCACCUCAGUGGAUCACAGAAGUUGGUCCAGGCCAGAGUUUACGCCCAGGGCUUGACCCUCGCUGUGUUGGUGGCUAGUGCGGCGUUCGAGAUCCAGGAUCAGAGGAAGGGUCGUGGCUUGUUGCAGGAUAAGGUGAAGGCCGAGAGGCAGGCUGCUGAGGAGAGAAAGAAUGCUGAGCAGGAGCACACGGGUGAUCUGUGGAAGGAUAUGGUUGCUGCUGAGGAGGACCGGUUGAGGAAGAGGAAGAUGAGUCUGUCCGAGUCGGAUUACUUGCAUCCUCAUAAUGGACAGGAGAAGAAGGUUGAGGAGGUCAAGGAGGAGAAGGAGGAGCCUAAGAAGGAGGCUGCUGAGGCAAAGGAGGAGAAGAAGGAGUAAAAUGGUUGAUGCGAGUGUGAUUGAUUCUUGUUUAUAUAUCUAGACGUGAUUGGGCUGGCCUUGAUCACUGGUGUAUUUGUUCUUUUCACAUCUGCUGUUACUUUUGCCAGUUUUCUUUAUGGGGUUGGAUACACUCUUCACUCUGGAUAUAAUGUGGCGGAUUGGUUUGCUAGAUUUGGAUGAAAAGUGAUUAUGACUGAUUGCGAAUGGUACAUGUCACAUCUUUGAGUCUAUAUUUGAAUAUCGAUCUUAUCUACAACCCACAUGCAUUAUGGAGCUAUAAGUCGAUCAGUUAAUCCGACUGGGGCUUCAUGUACGGCCAUAGU
Molecule: messenger RNA, 1234 nt
Organism: Aspergillus piperis CBS 112811
Lineage: Eukaryota; Fungi; Ascomycota; Eurotiomycetes; Eurotiales; Aspergillaceae
Product: HIG1 domain-containing protein
Exons: 2
Coding region: 117-908 (263 amino acids)
Biological process (GO): mitochondrial respiratory chain complex IV assembly
Cellular component (GO): mitochondrial inner membrane
Source: RefSeq, a predicted model, not a curated record